AUGGAGCGGUUCCAGGUCACCUGUCGGUCGACCCCCUCGCGACGGAUACCAAUCGCACGGUUUCCUUCCACGGGUAUGCUGGUGGAGCAGGACUCGCGCUUCGUGGUGACUCGGCCCCAACCCGGGGAGAUGGUUAUCAUCGCACCUCACGGCCUUCCUCAGCAGAAUGAGGCUGUCCUCAUCGAAUGUUUUUUCCCAAAAGGGGGCACGCGAACUGCAUUGGUGAUGGUGAAAGCGACAGCCAGUGAUGUCGCGUGUUCGGAGGGUUUCCGCUGUGGUGACGGAUCCUGUAUUCCUCCUUGGCAGCAGUGUGAUGGUCAAAUUAAUUGCAUUGAUGGCCUGGACGAACUCUUCAACGUUGUCUUCGAUGCCAACGUUCAGGUUGAUGGUUUUCCAAACAUUUAA
Messenger RNA from Echinococcus granulosus, 405 nucleotides. RefSeq names its product low-density lipoprotein receptor (ldl). The record is from RefSeq and is a predicted model, not a curated record. Lineage: Eukaryota; Metazoa; Platyhelminthes; Cestoda; Cyclophyllidea; Taeniidae. The transcript has 3 exons. Gene Ontology annotation, molecular function: protein binding. Bases 1 to 405 code for a protein of 134 amino acids.